Molecule: messenger RNA, 1388 nt
Organism: Columba livia (rock pigeon)
Lineage: Eukaryota; Metazoa; Chordata; Aves; Columbiformes; Columbidae
Gene: VMA22
Product: coiled-coil domain containing 115
Exons: 8
Coding region: 1-1275 (424 amino acids)
Biological process (GO): vacuolar proton-transporting V-type ATPase complex assembly
Source: RefSeq, a predicted model, not a curated record
AUGGCGGCCGAGCCGGCUUCACUCCACCGCCCCGCCGGCCCUCAGCCAAGCCCCGCCUCCCGCCCCGCUGCGAGCGGUGAUUGGCGGAGGAGCGGCGGGGGCGGCUGCGAUUGGAGGAGGCGGCGGCGCGGAGUGAGGCCGCGGCGCGGGCCGGUGGCGACGGCGAUGGAGGGGUCGCCCGGGCUGGACAUGGAGCUGGACGAGGCGCUGCUGGAGCUGCUGGGGGCGCUGGAGGCGCUGGAGAAGAAACGGGGGGAGCUGGAGGGGCUGAUGAGGGAGGGCUGGCUGUCCCUGUCCCAGUCCCGUUACUCUCUGGGGUGUCACCGUGUCUCGUCCCUCCAGUACGGGGCCACCAUUGUCCCCCGCGUCACGGUCCUGCCCAGGCAGGACCCAGGGGGACAUUGGGACUUCCUGGAGGUGACGGGGACACGGGACCCCCAACAGCCAUUGGGGGGGGAUGACGGACUCCGUCAGCGCCGGGGUGACCCCAUUUCUGGGAAGGGGACCCCAACAUCCCCCCCCCGGGACCCCCACGACCCCCUGAGGUGGUUCGGGGUCCUAGUGCCCCCCAGCCUGAGGAGAGCACAGGAGAACUUCAGCAGAGGGGUGGCGGUGGCGGUGGAGCUGGCCGGCCUGCAGGGGGCGAUGACAGCGGCCACCAACCGGUACCGGCUACUGAUGGGAAUGAAACGGAAACGGGGGGACAUCGGGGACAUCGGGGACAUCGAGACCACGGGGGACAUAGAGACCAUUGGGGACAGCGAGGCCGUCGGGGACAUUGAGACCAUUGGGGACACCGAGGCCGUCGGGGACAUUGAGACCACGGGGGACAUUGAGACCAUUGGGGACAUCGAGGCCGUCGGGGACAAUGAGACCAAGGGGGACACGGGGAGCUCAGGUGACACUGAGACCCUUGGGGACAUUGAGACCGUGGGGGACAUGGGGACCCUUGGGGACACUGAGACCCUUGGGGACAUCGAGACCAUGGGGGACAUGGGGAGCUCAGGUGACACCAGGACCCUUGGGGACAUGGGGCCACCAGGUGACAAUGAGACCCUUGGGGACAUGGGGACAGUUGGGGACACGGGGACCUCAGGUGACAUCGAGACCCUUGGGGACAUUGAGACCAUGGGGGACAUCGAGACCACGGGGGACACCGAGGCCGUCGGGGACAUUGAGACCACGGGGGACAUUGAGACCAUUGGGGACAUCGAGGCCGUCGGGGACAAUGAGACCAAGGGGGACACGGGGAGCUCAGGUGACACCCGCGGGUGACAACGUGGGGACAACGUGGGGACCUUGGCGGAGGUGCCAGCGACGUCCCCAACGCUGUGACGGGGCCACCCAGGGCCCUCCAAUAAACAACCAGUGUCACCAGGGUCACCUGA